AUGGUAAAUCAUUCAGUAACUUUUAGGGAACAUGAAACAGGUGUUUAUACUAACACAAUAGAGGGAAACCAGCGUUCAUUAAAAGCCUCUAUACCUGAUAGGUGCAGAAUAAAAAGACCUGUUCCUUUUUUUUUCUAG
Molecule: messenger RNA, 138 nt
Organism: Vairimorpha ceranae
Lineage: Eukaryota; Fungi; Microsporidia; Nosematidae
Exons: 1
Coding region: 1-138 (45 amino acids)
Source: RefSeq, a predicted model, not a curated record